AUGCAUAUGGCUGAAAGUGUUAUUCUUCCGCCCCCAGAGAUAAAAUCCGUCAUCGACAAAACUGCCCUAUUCGUCGCGCGUUCUGCCAAUCCUUCUAAAUUCGAGGACAAAAUCCGCAAGGGUCAACGCUCUGAUCCCAAUUUCUCGUUCUUGGACCCAGCUGAUACAUAUCAUGGGUAUUAUCGUCACAAAAAAGGCGUCUGGGGUGACGACGCUUUGGAGAUGAAGGAAGAAAAAAAUAAAGGGGAAGGGGAACUCGCUAGUAGUGGGAAUUCUUCAAAACCAAUUUCCUACAUCCCGCCACACCCCACAGCAACUGCCAAGCUAAUUCAGUCAAUGGUUGAAAUCCUUCCGCCCCCAGAGAUAAAAUCCGUCAUCGACAAAACCGCCCUAUUCGUCGCGCGUUCUGCCAAUCCUUCUCAAUUCGAAGACAAAAUCCGCGAGGGCCAGCGCUCUGAUCCCAACUUCUCGUUCUUAGACCCAGCUGAUACAUAUCAUGGGUAUUACCAUCACAAAAAAGGCGUCUUGGAUGACGACGCUUUGGAGAUGAAGGACGAAAAAAAUAAGGGGGAAGGGGAACUCGCUAGUGGGGAUCCUUCAAAACCAAUUUCGAAUUCUUACAUCCCCGAAGCACACCACAUAAUAUCCGAGUCAACGCCAACAACUGCCACUGCCAAGAUAAUUCAGCUCAAAGGCAUCGCCGACAUCUUCGUCGCGCUCGUACUCACUGUGAAACCGCAGUUCAUCUAUGAUUCACCGGCGACGCAUACGUUGAGUGGGUUAAGUGGGCUUGUAAGUUUUUCACUCCUUUCCACCUCCGAAUUCCCACAUCAUUCACGUCUUGAAAUUUCAAUCUUUUGGAAUAGCAUAUAUCGAACGCAAACACUGCACGGGGGUUCAACCAAUCCAUCGCGUGUAUGGUCGCUGCUGUCGGAGUGGGGCAUUUAG
Molecule: messenger RNA, 948 nt
Organism: Laccaria bicolor S238N-H82
Lineage: Eukaryota; Fungi; Basidiomycota; Agaricomycetes; Agaricales; Hydnangiaceae
Exons: 3
Coding region: 1-948 (315 amino acids)
Biological process (GO): regulation of alternative mRNA splicing, via spliceosome; mRNA cis splicing, via spliceosome
Cellular component (GO): U2 snRNP; U2-type prespliceosome; catalytic step 2 spliceosome
Molecular function (GO): RNA binding
Source: RefSeq, a predicted model, not a curated record